Solanum tuberosum (potato) is the source of this 613-nucleotide messenger RNA. RefSeq names its product calvin cycle protein CP12-1, chloroplastic. Bases 66 to 446 code for a protein of 126 amino acids. The record is from RefSeq and is a predicted model, not a curated record. NCBI's taxonomy places the organism in Eukaryota, Viridiplantae, Streptophyta, Magnoliopsida, Solanales, Solanaceae. The transcript has a single exon. Gene Ontology annotation, cellular component: chloroplast. Gene Ontology annotation, biological process: negative regulation of reductive pentose-phosphate cycle.
AUUUCCCAACCCAAUAAGAAAAAAUAUCUUCUUCUUCUUCACCUUAACACAGAGCAAAAAAAAAAAUGGCGUCCAUAGCUGGUGUUAGUAUCACAACCCCAAGAAUUUCAUCCGAUUCCCCUAAAAUUCAACCGUUGAAAUUCCCAACCCUAAACAGUCCAUGGAAGAAAUCAGGUCAAUUCAGUUACGGGAGGAUGUAUGUAGUAGUACCCAGAGUAGUUCCGGAUAAGAAGCUAUCUGAUUUAGUUGCGGAAAGUGUAAAAGAAGCUGAAGAAGCUUGUGCGGAGGAUCCGGUGAGCGGUGAGUGUAAGGCGGCGUGGGAUGUGGUGGAAGAGACGAGUGCGGCGGCGAGCCAUGCGAGGGAUAGGAAGAAGGAAUCAGAUGUGCUGGAGAAUUAUUGUAAGGAUAAUCCAGAAACGGAUGAAUGCCGCACUUAUGAUAACUGAUUAUGAUUAUGAUUAUGAUGAUAGUAGCUACUCAUGUGUUGUGUUUUUUUUCAAAUGGUAAUUUGAUACUCUGUUUUAUCAAUAUUGCAAAACUUAAUCUUCUCUUAUGUAUGGUGUGUUUAAUUAUACCAAACGAGUUUUAAUUUAUGCGAUAUAGUUUGAAUGAA